Penicillium egyptiacum is the source of this 408-nucleotide messenger RNA. Lineage: Eukaryota; Fungi; Ascomycota; Eurotiomycetes; Eurotiales; Aspergillaceae. The record is from the annotation of a GenBank genome assembly.
AUGCCAAGCACUCGGGCGGGGCGCGCCAUCAUGAACCCGCAUGAUCUACCGCCCCCGCAUUGCAUUAAAGGACCCCGGGCCAUUCACAUUUCCGCGCAACGCUUCCAAGUACAACCCCCCAAAUCAGGAAUGUCGACCCGCUCGCAUCAAGGCUGCUGGACGUGUAAACGACGGCGACGUCGCUGCGACAACGCCCGCCCUUCGUGCCAAAAUUGUGCCGAGCGCGGGACCUUUUGCGAGGGCUACGAGGUUCGGCUAAGAUGGGGUGCGGGGAUUGCGUCGCGCGGUCACUUUGCUGGUGCCGAUAAACCGGUUAAUAACUCUGUGUCGUCCAGGCCGAGGGGGAGACAGAGGGAUCUUAGUAGAGAGAGAAGAAGGCGGGUUGAACAGAAAGCGGAUUCUGGUUAG